This is a messenger RNA of Cryptomeria japonica (Japanese cedar), 4932 nucleotides long. RefSeq names its product protein PUTATIVE RECOMBINATION INITIATION DEFECT 1. Lineage: Eukaryota; Viridiplantae; Streptophyta; Pinopsida; Cupressales; Cupressaceae. The record is from RefSeq and is a predicted model, not a curated record. The transcript has 9 exons. Gene Ontology annotation, biological process: meiotic DNA double-strand break formation. The coding region runs from base 988 to 4461 and encodes 1157 amino acids.
AUUCAACAAUUGAUGGCAAUGCCGGUAAUGUUCUCGUCCAAGAUUUUAUACAUCAUCUGCUGCAGUACUUGGCUUCCUCUGCUCUCACUUGGACUCCAACCCUCACUUACGUGAUUCGACACUCGACUUUGCUAGUUACUUCGAAUUCCUCUGUCAAAUAACAAGACAUGUUUCUUUCUUCAAUUUUUCUCUCACAUCAAGGCUAUUGUAAUGGGAAGGAAUUUAACGAUUUGUUAAAGAAAUUUAACAUUAUACCUGGUCCUUGCUUUAGUUUUUCCUUUUUCUUUGUUGAAAUUUAUCGAUUUAUUUUGGUGCAAAACUAAUACUGAUUGUGGCUCUUUCCUUUGAAUUUUUUGCUAAAAAAAUGUACUGAGUUGAAAUAAAAUUGACAGUAAUAUUUGUACCUUCUUGUGAUUUUUUUUUGGUCAUUCACAGGAUUUUGUGUCGAAAUUCAAUGGAUUUGUUACAAAUUCAACAACCAUUUACACAUUCCUUAUUUGUGUUCACUUAGAUAAAUGAUCCGUUUCUUCGAAAUUUAAGUUAAAUCUUGUGCAAAUGUUUAUCUUAACAAAAGGAUUCCUUGUCCAACUUAACCUAAAUUCUGAAAAUUUUUGAAAGUACUUGGAUGAUACUUCCGCUUUCUUCAAAUAUUUCUGAACAAAGUAUUUUGUUUCAAAAACGAACUGUCUAUUUUAAAAAAUUAUUAAUAAAUAAUAAUACUCGCUCCUCCUGUAAAAUGUUCCUCUUGAACAAAUAUGUGUUCAAAUAUUAUUCAAGAUUUCAUACAAAUUCAACGAUACCACUUGAUCAAUUGAUCAUUACUAGUCUUGUCUUAAAUUAAUAGUCCUUCAUUGAAAUUUAAUUUUUUCCUUGAGAAAAUCUUGAGAUGUUUGCUCGAAACAGCUGCAUUGUUUGGGUCUUCUGUUGGAGCUGCACUGUAAUAGCUGUAAUGCGGUGCCGAAUUCUCUUAGAAAUCAGAAAGUUUUCAUGUCAAACCUCAUAUCUGGACUGCACCUUCCAGGUGAUGAGAUACGUGGUGAGAUACUGUUCGUGCUAUAUAAGCUCCUGAAUCUUGAAGAUGGAUUGAAGGAAUUACUUCCAUUUUGUCCACAUUUGACACAUCUUGCCAUCGAAGUUCUCUUGAAAACUGAAAGUGAUGAACUACGAACAAAUUGUUUAGCUGUGUUAAUAAUUAUGGCCAGGCAAGAGGUCUUCCACAUCUCCUUUGCAAACUAUAAUGAAGAAAAAGAUAGCCCCAUAGAGACCGAUAGUGUUACAGAAACAGCAAAGUAUCAUGAAAGCCUUAUUGAUGGAUCUUUUAUUAGAAUGUUUGCUGAAGCUGUCAAAGGGCCAUUGCUAUCCUCAGAUGUCCAAGUUCAGAUCAGUGCUCUAGAGUUAAUACAUUAUUAUACCUUUCAGAUUGAAGGUGUAGACACCACAAAACAGCUGAGUAUUCUUGUUGAAGAAGGAACUUCCGACUAUAUUUUUGAGACUUUACGAGUAUCUGAAAACAAGGAGUCCCUUGUUAUAUGGUGCAUCCGUAUCUUAAGCUUAUUAUCGACGACAGAGCAGGCAUUUACACGACGAUUCACAGUAGGAUUUUCUACAAUCAUCAAAGUUCUUCGACAUGUUGCAGGAAUAGCUCUUCAUCCUGUUCAAACCGACACACUUCUUUUGAUUUCAGCCUGGUUGUCAAACUCUCCAGGCAUUAUCUCUGCAGGUCAAGCUGAGGACCUUCUAUUAAUUUUGACUAAAAUGCUAAAUCAACAUGAUAUUGGUGAUGUUGGCUUGCCUUCAGAGGCUUUCAACGCAGUGUGCUCAGCCUUUAUAGCUUUACUAAAGACACCUUCAUGUCAUGGCAUCAAAGGCUUAGUUACGAAUUCAAUUCCUGCUGUCUUGAAGAAUGCGAUUUCAUCUGCUUGCGAUGGUAAACAUGAUGAAAACAUGUUGAGUUCACUUUAUUUCUUUAAAGAAGCCUUUAUAUUCACACUAGAUACAAGCAACAGAGGAGCUUCUGACAGUGAAAUCAUGGCAAACCUUGUCAAUAUAUGUGAAAGUUACCUGUUGCCAUCAGUUAGCAGAAUGAGCGAAAAUGAAGAAACAACUCAUGCACUUUUCCAAACAUUUUAUUUUGUCCUUAAAGAUACUUCUAUCGAUGAAACCAAAAAGUUAGCAGAAAAAAUGGUUAUUUCAAAAUGGUUUAGUUUCUCUUUUGAAUGCUUAGCCCAUUUUCCAUUCGAUGAUAUGAGAAAUGAUGUUUUCCUUAUUCUCAGCUUGCUCAUUGAGCAGCUGGCUGGAAAUGGUAUGGGGGAGGCUGUUCAAGAGGCUUCCUGCAACUUACCCUUCGAUCCCGUUGACUUUCUCUUUUUACUUGGGCAAAUAAGCUCCUACAGCUCGGAGCUUCUUUGCAGUCAAUCUGCUAUAAUUUCAAUCUUGCAUACAAGUCAUCUAUAUGGAGAUAGAAUUGCAGAAGAUAACCAAGUUUUAGCUUCGUUGGAGCAGUGUAUACUUGUAAAUGCAUCCAACUUUCAGUGCACAGCCACCAACCAUGCAACCUUAAUACAAAUAUUGGACCUUUAUGCACUAAUUAGAGACGCACACAUGAACUAUCCUCUAUCAUACAGUGUUGAAGCUGAGAAGAUACUUCUAAGAGUUAUAGCAGACUGUCAGUGCAAUAUCUUAUCCUCCAGGGUACCUAAGGUAGUCCUCAGAUGGUUCUUCCAACAAUAUGAGAUUAGAGAAUUUCUGAUGUCGCAGAUACUCAGCUGGUGUAAAAGUAUCUACAGUGCUGAAAAGGGUGCUGAAUUAGGAUUUCAAAGAGAUGAAACUUUGGAGAGUCUAAACAAUGACUAUCCCCACUUUGAUAUUGCUGUGCUAGCAGAGUUGGUAGAAGAAGAGGGCUGUGGUACAGCUGUGCUCGUUUUAUUGCUCAACCAGAUGAUAGAUAUGCAUCUAGAAGAUGACCUUAGAGCAGUUUUGUAUGUUUUAAUGAAUAUAAUUAGAGUGUUCCCAGAGGCCUCAAACUGGUUCUAUGCAAAUGGUCUUUUAGAGGCUCUCCAUCGAUCUUACUUUGCUACGAUUUCUUCAGAAACGACGUACUCUAUAACUAUGCUAGUUUUCGACAUGCUUUGCUCUGCAAGAUUCGAAUCUUUGAUUGAAGAAGACUCAUGGCUUGCAAUUGCUAACCAGGUGACUCGUAUACUUAUAGGCAAGUUGAAAGAGAAGAAUUCUGCCAACCAUGAAAGUGUAAUUCUUUUCAGUCUCCUUUCCCUGAUAUUGCAAAAGUCUAAACCUGAAGAAGGCCUGCUUGUGGAAUCUUCAAGAGCUAUAGUUUUAAAUAAUCAUUUGGGUAUAACGGUGGAAGGUAUCAUAAAAAAUGCUUGUGCAAAAGGUCCUGCACUAGCUCAGCUUGAUGAGCGAACAAGCAGUGGGCAAAUUGUAAUAUCUGCACUGGUGUAUCAUUUCUUCUGGCUGAGAAGUUUCCAUGCUGUUUUGCAGGACAAUGUACACAAUCGAGAUUUUUUGUUCAUUGAUUGCUUCGUCUCACAAAAUGGUCAAACUUCAUCUUCAGACAUCCUUGACAAUAAUGAUGCUUCUCCUGCAAUAAAUAUCUCAUCUCAGCAUUUAUGCCAACUACUCUAUUAUGGCUCUUCUGUAAUAAAACUUAUUGCUUCAUAUUCUCUGGCAGAGGUGUUCUCACAUAUUUCAGAGAACAGAACAGAUGGGUAUAAUGCAAAAAGGGAACUGAAAUGCUCACCUGAUUAUCUGCAAUCUAUUUCAAUUGUACUUCAAGGUUUCAUAUUACAUGACAGCAUCUGUCUAGCAAAGAACAUUGCUUCUUGUAUUUACUGGCUUCUAGGGUGCGAGUAUCUUAAUUCCCAACAAGAGAAAGCAAUUCGCAGUAGCAACUGGUAUAGACUAGUUCUGGAGGAGUUGAUGUUAUCUCUAGCAACUCCAAAUCCUCUUUCACAUGUUAUGGAGUCCUGUGGAAAUCCAAAGCCAGCAGCAUAUGUUGCUGUUGCUUUGUUGAGGAUGUCCUCCCCUCCUGCUUGGGUGAAAUCAGUAUUUAGUCCUUUGUGCAUUACAAGUAUAAUUGACAACCUUUCUUUCCAAAAACCUUCUGCAGAGAUUGUGCUUCUAUUUAGAUCACUUUUAUGUUGUGGUUAUUUGGAACAGAGUCAUAUCAGGAAACUGCAUCAUCUAUAUCAGGAUUGUCGACGAUUUGCUUUUGGGGAUAACACUCAGGACCAAUUCCACAUGAAUCAUACAGAAACUUUGAGCUACAGUGUCCACAACUAUAACAAGAUAAUGGUUGAUCUCAUCAUGUCGGCAAGCAUCAAUCCUGACACUGGCGUUUGGACUUAUAAAUCUGAGGAUGAAAAAGAAGUAAAACGUGAGCUGACAAUUUUGGUAGCAGAAAUAGACAAAUUUCUGCAAGAGUCGGCUAUGCAUGUUAAGUGAGUUGAGCUUCAAUUUAGUUUUUCCCGUUCUCCAUUCGUGAUAUUGUAGGAAUUUUCAUUACUUAUGUGAUAUGGAGGAGUGGAAGUCAUGAAGGAUAAUUGUUGCUUUCAUGACAAACUUCUAUUCGUAUUUUCUUUGAAUUAUGUCCACAAACUAGGGAAGAGCUUAAACAGCCCACACGUUUGUCAUUUGGGGUAUGCAAAAGUCCUAAAUAUCCAACGACGUAUCAGUUGUUUACUUUCAGCGACAAACUAGUGCCUCAUGUACAAUAUACUGUAUCUCCAUAAAUUACAAGGCUGUAGAGAAACAUAAAUUGGUUUUUCCUUGUCCGUUCAUGCAGAUUGAAGCAAGUGAUAAAAAUUAGAGAUUACAUUUGUUUUACAUUGUAUGAAAUGCGAUGGCUUUCAUGUAAACGUCUUUCAUUAUUCAGUAAUAUCCAUUAAACUACUAGAAGGUUUCUACUAAGGUAAA